This is a messenger RNA of Juglans microcarpa x Juglans regia, 1133 nucleotides long. Its product is annotated as dihydroflavonol 4-reductase-like. Gene Ontology annotation, molecular function: dihydroflavanol 4-reductase activity. NCBI's taxonomy places the organism in Eukaryota, Viridiplantae, Streptophyta, Magnoliopsida, Fagales, Juglandaceae. The record is from RefSeq and is a predicted model, not a curated record. Bases 1 to 1002 code for a protein of 333 amino acids. Gene Ontology annotation, biological process: anthocyanin-containing compound biosynthetic process. The transcript has 6 exons.
AUGGAUUCGGAGUCGGAGACAGUUUGCGUGACCGGCGCGUCUGGUUUCAUCGGAUCAUGGCUAGUCAUGAGGCUCCUAGAGCGUGGUUACACUGUUCGAGCCACCGUACGCGACCCAGGGAAUCUCAAGAAGGUAAAGCAUUUGGUGGAAUUGCCCAAAGCAGAGACGCACCUAACACUUUGGAAGGCUGACCUGGCUGACGAAGGAAGCUUUGACGCCGCGAUUGACGGGAGCACCGGAGUGUUUCACGUGGCCACGCCUAUGGAUUUCGAGUCAAAAGACCCCGAGAAUGAAGUGAUAAAGCCAACGGUCAACGGCGUGUUAAGCAUCAUGAAAGCAUGCGUCCAAGCAAAAACCGUUCGCAGGCUUGUCUUCACAUCAUCCGCUGGAGCCCUUGACGUUUCAGAGCACCAAAGGCCAGUCUAUGAUGAAAGCUGCUGGAGUGAUGUUGAAUUCUGCAGGGCCAAAAAAAUGACUGGAUGGAUGUAUUUUGUGUCUAAGACACAGGCUGAGCAAGCCGCAUGGAAGUUUGCCAAAGAGAACAACUUGGACUUCGUCAGUGUGAUACCCCCUUUAGUGGUUGGACCAUUUCUCAUGCCCUCAAUGCCACCAAGUCUCAUUACCGCGCUGUCCCCUAUCACUGGGAAUGAAGCUCAUUAUUCGAUCAUAAAGCAAGGACAAUUUGUUCACUUGGAUGACCUUUGCAUGGGCCACAUUUAUCUAUUUGAGCACCCCAAGGCAGAGGGCAGGUAUCUUUGCUCCGCAUGCGAUGCUACCAUUCUUGAUGUUGCAAAAUUGCUCACAGAAAAAUUCCCAGAGUGCAAUGUCCCCACAAAAUUCAAGGGUGUGGACGAGAGCUUGGAGAUUAUCUCUUUCAAUUCAAAAAAGAUAAAAGAUUUGGGGUUUCAGUUCAAGUACAGCUUGGAGGACAUGUUUGUGGAAGCGGUCCAAACAUGCCGAGCCAAGGGAUUGCUUCCUCCGGCGGCUGAAAAAACUCUUUGACGGCACAAACUAAGGUUGUAAGUGUUGUACGUGUAACAUGUAUUCUGGUACUCAAAAUAAUGGUCUUUUAAAUCUCUUAUGAGAUCAGGGCUAUCUCCCGUUGUGAUCUCAAGGGGAGAAUUAAUUUCAGA